AUGGCCGUCAAGAUCCCCCAGGGUAGCUACCUGCUCGUCCAGGCCGGCAAGCAGCUCGAGUACAUCACGGGCGGGCUCGUCAAGGCCGGCUUCCACGAAGUCGUCAUCAACGAGGCCACCGUGGCCGCCAUGAAGCGCCGCACUGAGGAACACCCCGACCGUCCCCUCAUCCGCAUCUCCUCAACCAUGUUCUACCAUCUCUCGUCCGACUACGACCUCGCGCCCUUGCCGGCGCUCGCCGAGAAGGCGAAGCAGGUUCGCGCGCAGCAGUUCAACCUCGGCAAGGACGAGGGCGCCGAAGUCGAGUACCCGCCUACAAAGGUCGGUUUCCAGGUGCAGGGUGAGCUGAAGCACAUUGCCCUGAUGGCGUGA
This is a messenger RNA of Verticillium alfalfae VaMs.102, 372 nucleotides long. RefSeq lists its product as hypothetical. Lineage: Eukaryota; Fungi; Ascomycota; Sordariomycetes; Glomerellales; Plectosphaerellaceae. The record is from RefSeq and is a predicted model, not a curated record. The coding region runs from base 1 to 372 and encodes 123 amino acids. The transcript has a single exon.